Molecule: messenger RNA, 2299 nt
Organism: Exaiptasia diaphana
Lineage: Eukaryota; Metazoa; Cnidaria; Anthozoa; Actiniaria; Aiptasiidae
Product: fibroblast growth factor 3
Exons: 3
Coding region: 159-1253 (364 amino acids)
Biological process (GO): animal organ morphogenesis; positive regulation of cell population proliferation; positive regulation of protein phosphorylation
Cellular component (GO): cytoplasm
Molecular function (GO): growth factor activity; fibroblast growth factor receptor binding
Source: RefSeq, a predicted model, not a curated record
GGAAGAUCCGUGUGUGGUUUAAAUAUUACUUUUUCGCUUGGGGUUCAAAAUAACACACUAUUAAUAUUUAAUCCUUCGAGUCAUAGUCAUCUCAACUUCUACAAGGAGUCAGUUUAUAUUGUCUUUGUUCUGGCUUUAAAACAAAGAAUAUCGACUGAAUGAUGGUAGAAAGAGUCAAUUACAAAAUGCCACGAAUUCAGCCAAGCGCUUGUAGCCUCCCUUCGCUGUAUAAGUACAUGAGGAGAAGGAAAAUCAUGUCCAAGACUGGGUAUUACUUAGAAAUUAAAAGCAACGGCGAUGUCUCUUGUACUAAAAACCCUUCAAGUAUCUACAGUGAGUUAUUAGUGUUAUCUGUUGGWCCAAACUUCGUGGCUAUCGUAGGAGAGGAAGCCAAGAGAUAUCUCGCAGUAGAUGAAAGAGGAAAGGUGUUUACCGCGUUAGAAGAAAGGAAGGAAUGCGUAUUCCGAGAGUUUCUAGGAAGAAAUUUUUUCACGCUCAUUCGCACGUGCUACUCUGACGCGCAUGGCCGAGGCUGGUACUUAUCAAUAAACCAUAUGGGAAAAGUACGAGCAGAGAAAGUUCCAUAUAGUGACGARCCGCAGCUUCAUUUCAUCAUCAAGGUUAUCYCUAAAGAAGAAAAAGCUCUUAUUACGAAAAAAGAUGAAGAUCAAGUGUGGAAACACCGCGACAGUUACAAGCGCUCUUCGAGYGGUUCAUCGGGCCACUCCAGAAACAGUAGUCCCGCAAGUACAUCCAGCAGGUCGGAAUAUGGUAGUCCUAUAGGCUUUUACGACCGGACGGAAUUUUUGAGUCCAGUAAGCUUUUCAGAAAGGUCUGCAUUUACGAGUCCAUUGAGUCCYUCUGGACGAUCUGCUUUUGUAAGGCCUCAAAGUUUGUCUGAUCGKUCGCAGUACGGCACCCCUCUAAGCUUUAUGGGUAAUGCAGAAUCCCCAGCUAGUCCGACCGAUCGGUCUAUCUAUGCAAGCCCGAUUAGUUUUUCUGGUAGAUCAACAUAUGGYAGUCCGGUUAGUUUUCACGGUCGGUAUGACUUCGGUUCUCCAGUUAGUUUCUCYGGUCAGUCAGAGUACGGCACWCCUCUUAGCUUUAUGCACGGCGAGACUGUUAUUCGAAGUGCAACUAACGAACGACGAAGCCGAUCUGACACUUCUAGCAGUCAAGCUUCUAACAGAUCGAGAUCUAGUAGUUCWGACAGAGACUCGGUCUCUUCUCUAGGAAAGACUACCUCAUGCUAGUUAGAAAUCUGAAAAUAAUUCCUUUUAAUCAAGAUAACAAAAAAACCUGCCGUACAAACUUUACCACAGUCAUGUAGAUAUAUAUCCGAUAAAUUUAGGUGCAUGGCACCACAUUUUAGCAUUUGAACAUUKACAACUCUAUCGAUUUAAUUAACCGCUGAAGUACGAAGUAUAAGGAGUGAAUAGCUCCAUCAACUGGAUAGAUAUUUUUCCAGCGGAUAAAAAAAUCCACUUGAACACUGUACCGGGAUUGUACAACCAUUCCUUUGGACGCCGUACCUGAUUGAAACUAUUUCCACUAGAUUAUAUGGCUGACUCAAAUCAUUAAAUAAGACUAGUUGUUACGCAAACCCAAGCAAGCCAAUUUUAAGGGCACAUUCGUAAGGCUGUUAAAGUUUAAAACACAGAGAAAACUUAGCCAAACAAGUUCAAAUGCUUGGUAUAUUAAACCAAAACGGAAGGAGUAUUUUUUUCAGUUCCUUCCUUGCGCUUGUAUUUCACUGGAAAAAAUCGCGCGCCAUAAAGGUUGUAAAUUUACAACCUUUAAAGCGCGCGAUUUUUUCCAGUGUUUGCGUCUGCGUUUACUCUCACUUUGGUAUUACGGUAGUAGGAAAAAAAAAACACAAAACGCAGAGUCGCAAUGURUCACAACAAUGAAUGCUUUCAAAGUGCCAGUAUUUCAAACGUCAUGUCAUAUUUCCGAUUGCAGGGUUUUUUUCCACGAGUGAAGGCUGCAUGCAAAGAAUGAUCAGUUAUAGGAUUUYCAGUGUUAUACUUAAAAGACCUCAAAGAUAGAAAAUGAAAUAUGAAAUACUGAAACUUGUGUAUUACGUUCUUGCGCUUGCUGCAUUAGUAUUUACAGGACAUUUAUUAUUUUGGCAAGGUUUGUGCUUCCGCUUAUCAUUGCGCUUGAGUUUGCGUCGCAGCAAAAGCGAUGCUUUCAAUUUUCAAAUUCAACUUUUUGUUAAUGUAGUUUAUUGUAAAAUCAAUGUAAUAUAGGUAGUACUUAACAUUGAAUCCAAUAAUAAAACUUAUUAUUUGCUCUU